This is a messenger RNA of Astrephomene gubernaculifera, 622 nucleotides long. Lineage: Eukaryota; Viridiplantae; Chlorophyta; Chlorophyceae; Chlamydomonadales; Astrephomenaceae. The record is from the annotation of a GenBank genome assembly.
CAGCUGCUAGCGCAGUGGCUGCCGCCGCUGCUGCCCGGCCACAGCUCCGCCCGCGGAGGGGCCGCCCGGCCGCCGCUGCCUGUCUCGCACAUCCACCUGCAGCUGGCCACAAACGGUACCGGUAAUGGUGGCAGCAGCAGCAGCGGCAGUGGUAGUGGUGGGGUGCCCCAGCGCUGCCAGCCGCUGCGAGGCGCUACCUCAUUGGGAGCGCUGGGGGCGGGAGGCGGCGCUGAGUCGUCCAGCAGGCGGCACCUGGGAGGCGGAGGAGGCGGCCAGCAGGGGGCGCAUGCGCAGCUGGUGCUCACCUACUGGAUUGCUCCCCCCGAGUAGCGGGGUGGCUCAGCUGCUGUCGUGCAGCGCUGCCGUCGGUGUGGAUGCUGGGAGGUGGUAAGCAGCACUGGUGAGCGCUGCGUGGGACUGCCAGCAGCAGCAGGAGCUGAGGUAACAGGUGCAGGGAGUGACAAUGCAUGGGGUGGAUGCAAGGCAUGACCUGCACCGGAGACUGUGUAGGAGGGAGAGAGGUUUGGUACGACUAGGUUGAGGUACGGCUGCAUGCCGCUGACGCGCGGGUAUCCUGGCUGGUGGCAUGGGGAGCAGAUUGAAAUCUGGUACUGGGGUACUG